Messenger RNA from Purpureocillium takamizusanense, 1819 nucleotides. RefSeq names its product Nem1-Spo7 phosphatase regulatory subunit (gene SPO7). Gene Ontology annotation, molecular function: phosphoprotein phosphatase activity; protein phosphatase regulator activity. Gene Ontology annotation, cellular component: Nem1-Spo7 phosphatase complex. The transcript has a single exon. Bases 366 to 1670 code for a protein of 434 amino acids. Gene Ontology annotation, biological process: nuclear envelope organization. Lineage: Eukaryota; Fungi; Ascomycota; Sordariomycetes; Hypocreales; Ophiocordycipitaceae. The record is from RefSeq and is a predicted model, not a curated record.
GCCCAGCCGACGCCCACCGCCUGCCAAAUACUGCCGUUCAACACCCUGCAAGCCUCCACCACUGACUGCGCCAUCCAUCAUCCGCGACCACGGCCAACAUCUGCCCCCCGGUCACCGACUCACAGACCAACGUCCAAAGUCAACAAGCCCUGACCGCCCGGAGCCUCAAUUGGGCAACCCCAUUCAUCUCCUCGAGUCGUCACGUCCGCGCCCGUCAACUCGCCCCCAUCCGCCAGUCGCGCCCUGUCCGCGAGCGACAGCCGCGCCUGCAUGGCAGUGCGUCCCCUCCGACUAAGGGCUUUCCUCCUCGGCCACCUCCCCACCGCCGUCGAGACGCGUCUGUAGACGCCAGCCGAAUCGUCGACAUGGCCGACGACCUUGACUCCAUCGUCAAGGGCGCGCCCGUCGCCGCCCCCGAUAUCACGCCCGUAACCGGUCCGACGCCCAUUCAGCCCAUGGCGGGCAAGCAGGGCGACCCCCUCAACAGCGCGCCGAGCUCUCCCUCCAUGGUCUAUCUCAACCUUCUCAUCCUCGAGGCCUCACUACGGGCCCAAUUCCUGGAGCUGCGCGCCCGCCGCCGCCACCACACCUUCUUCCUUGCCCUGCUCACCGCCUGGGUCGCCUUCUUCGGAUACAAGCUAUACUUUGCGCCGCGCGAGGACGGCCGCGGCGUGGGUGGCUCCAUCUACUGGGCCGUUGAGGGCGCUCAGAGGGUGUGCUUCAUGGGCGGCAUCAUCACUGCCAUACUCGUCUGGGCCACGGGCAUCUGGGACCGCGGGAUCCGGUGGCCUCGCCGCUGGUUCGCCAUCUCCAACCGUGGCCUGCGCGGUUUCAACUGCAAGCUCGUCAUCAUCCGACGCCCCUGGUGGGCCGAGGCUCUUUCUACCAUUGGCUUCUUCCUCACGUACGGACUCUUCUCGCACACGGCCUCGUCCUCGUAUCGACACGUGGAUCCCUCACUCCUGCGCGAGACGGAAAAGGAGCUGCAGCUCUCCGCCGACAGCCACCCGACCUUGGUCCUGCCGCAUGAGGACGAGGAGCGCGGCGGCCACGAAGAGGACCUGGCCCCGGGCGGCGACUACGUCAAGCUUCUCCUGCUGGCUAAGCCCUUCUCGCCCACCUUUCGGGAGAACUGGGAGCUGUACCGGACCGAGUACUGGGAGAGGGAAAACGAGCGUCGGGCCAUACUUCGUAGAAAGGUCAAGGAGCACGACCGAAAGACGGCCAAGCAGACGCACGGCUGGCUCUGGUGGCUCCCCUGGCAACAGGCCCAGCCCGUGGCGCGCCCGCACAAGUCUCACAUCAGCCGCGCCUCGGUGAGUGAAAAGGGUCGCCGUCGUCGCAACAGCAGCAACGCGCGCCGACCGUCCAUCAGCUCAUCGCGGGGCCAGACCCCGUCGUUCGAGGGCGUCGAGGAGCUGCAGAUGAGCCGGCGACCGAGCUCCGGCUCGGACAAGCGCCGAAAGAAGCCCGGGUCCGUAUCCAAGGCCAAGAGGUCGGGCACCGAGUCUCGCUCCGUGACGCCUGAGAUUCCGUCACCGCUCACGCGCGAGAGCACGCCGGCCGGGGGCGACGGCGCGGGUGAGACGGGGAGGGUGCUGCGAAGCGCGGGGGCCAAGGCGAGGGACAAGGACAAGGACAAGGACAAGGAAAAGAGCGGCAGCGCCUAGAUAGUGUGCAUUAUAACAUGUUGAGAAUAGAGGUGCGUUCGGCGCUUUGCAAGCAUUGCAUACGUAUCUUGUACGAGAUGCACGGUGGGCAUAUCGAGUUCUAGGCUGAGCUCGGAAGCAACACUAUGUCAAAGCCUUGACUGAUCGGA